Messenger RNA from Priapulus caudatus, 3434 nucleotides. Its product is annotated as cysteine--tRNA ligase, cytoplasmic-like. Gene Ontology annotation, cellular component: cytoplasm. Gene Ontology annotation, molecular function: cysteine-tRNA ligase activity; ATP binding. The coding region runs from base 242 to 2497 and encodes 751 amino acids. The record is from RefSeq and is a predicted model, not a curated record. Lineage: Eukaryota; Metazoa; Priapulida; Priapulimorpha; Priapulimorphida; Priapulidae. Gene Ontology annotation, biological process: cysteinyl-tRNA aminoacylation. The transcript is spliced from 19 exons.
ACCUGCUGGGGGCUCAGGAAUCAGGAUCUACUCGUCGAUGUUUAAUUUAUUGUUUUCGGGUUGCCUUCCUCGCAAUUCCCGCUAUUGCAUUUUUGCUCAUAACGUGCAAAACACGAAUACUCAUUAGAAAUACAUAUGAUUAGAUUUACAUAUCACGCAUGAGUUAUUGGUCUAAAGUUAUAAAUGGAGACAUAAAGUUGUAUUUUUGGACGCUCCAGAGCCUCAUCGCAACAUCAGGACCAUGGCAGCUUCGCAAGAUGCAGGUAAGGUGCGCCGUAUGCAGCCACACUGGGCACCGCCAACUGGAACACAGGUGCCAAGGCUGAAGCUUUACAAUAGUCUGACACGACAGAAGGAGGUGUUCAUUCCACAGUGUGGGAACAAGGUUGCCUGGUACAGUUGCGGACCAACAGUAUACGAUGCCUCUCAUAUGGGCCAUGCGAGGUCUUACAUUUCUUUCGACAUUCUGCGCCGAGUCCUUCAUGAUUACUUCAACUAUGACGUUCUCUACGUUAUGAACAUCACUGACAUUGAUGAUAAGAUCAUUAAACGAGCACGGCAGAGCCACCUACUGGAGAGUUAUGCAAGUAAUGGAAAAUCCCACUCCGAACUGCUUCAGGAUGUAGCACAGGCUAUGCAGGUGUUUACCAAGAAGAUGGAGACGGAGGAGGAUGCGGACAAGCGGACGAUGCAGCAAAGCAUCGCUGAGAAGGUGAAGCAGGUGGUGUGUGAACUGAACGUGGCCAUAGAGGAAGGGCGACCAGAGGAUGCCAUCCAGGCAACGAGAAAGCGGUUACUGGAGGUGGCGUGUGAUCCGCUGGGUGAGUGGCUGGAUGCCGCUCUCAGCGCCACCGUCACCGACAACUCCAUCUUCAACAAGCUGCCGCGCUUCUGGGAGGGAGAGUUCCACAAGGACAUGACUGCCCUCAACGUGCUUCCAGCCGACUGUCUCACCAGAGUUAGUGAGUACUGUCCUGAGAUUGUCGAGUAUGUACAGAAGAUAAUCGACAACGGUUUCGCAUACGAGUCAAACGGGUCGGUGUACUUCACCACAGAUAUGUUUGACAGAAGCAGUGGGCACUCCUAUGCAAAGCUUGUGCCAGAAGCAUACGGAGAUAGCAAAGAAUUGCUGGGAGGAGAAGGCGAUCUCUGCAUAACGGAGGACAGGCUGAGCGAAAAGCGAUCACCGAACGACUUCGCACUGUGGAAGGCUUCAAAGCCUGGAGAACCGGCUUGGGAUUCUCCAUGGGGCAAGGGUCGACCAGGUUGGCACAUCGAGUGUUCUGUUAUGGCAAGCAGCAUCUGUGGAGAGUCCAUUGACAUUCACACGGGCGGUUUCGAUCUCAAGUUCCCUCACCACGACAACGAGUUGGCACAGGCUGAGGCGUACUUUGGCAAUGACCAUUGGGUGCGCUACUUCCUGCACACGGGUCAUCUAACCAUAGCUGGGUGUAAGAUGUCAAAGUCGUUAAAGAAUUUCAUUACCAUCAAGGAAGCACUGCAGCAGUACAGCGCGCGGCAGCUGCGGCUUGCCUUCCUGCUUCACUCGUGGAAGGACACGCUAGAUUACAGCUCAAACACGAUGGAGCUUGCCAUACAGUAUGAGCGAUCGGUGAAUGAGUUCUUCCUGACGGUGAAGGACAUCGUGCGGUCGACGCCCAGCAGCGGCGUCGAGGCGUUCAGCAAGUGGAACGACGCGGAGAAGGACCUCGAUGCAAAGUUCCACGAGCGACGAUCCGCGAUCCACGAGGCUCUAUGCGACUCGGUUGACACGAGAACGACGAUGGAUCACCUCAGAGAGCUGGUGAGUGCCGGUAACGUGUACAUCCGUGGCAGGAGGGAGGGCAAGCAGCCGCCCAACAGGGCACUGCUCAAGGGCAUUGCCGUCUACAUCACGCACAUGCUGAAGAUAUUUGGUGCUAUAGAGUCAGAGGAUCCUAUCGGAUUUCCAUUAACAACGGAAGGUUCCCAAAAUCUGGAGGAAACCGUUAUGCCUUAUUUGACUGCCUUUGCUGACUUUAGAGAAGGCGUCAGGAAGGUCGCACGUGAGCAAAAAGUGGUGGCCAUUUUGGAGCAGUGUGACUCUGUGAGGGAUGAGGUCCUGCCCAACCUGGGAGUGAGGCUAGAGGACGUUGAAGGUCAGGUGGCCACAUUGAAGCUUGUUGACAAGGAGACUCUUCUGCGUGAGAAGGAGACAAAACGACAGGAGGAAGAGAAGAAGAGACUAGAGAAGGAGCGUCGGAAGCAGGAGCAGCUGGAUGCACAGGCCGCGCGUGAAGCGCAGAAGCGGAUGCCCCCUUGGGAUCUCUUCCGCAGUGAGAAGGACAAAUACUCUGCUUUUGACGACAAGGGAAUGCCAACCCAUGAUGUCACGGGGAAGGAGCUGCCUAAAUCUGCCACAAAGAAACUAGCAAAGUUAUACCAACAACAGGAGAAGAAGUACAACGAUUACUUGAAGAGUGUCGAUAGUAAUCAAAAGGAGAACGCAUCUACAUAAUGUUUAGCAAAAUAUCUGGGAUACAUAAUAAACAUAAUAGAACUGAAAUUGUCUAUUAUGUGUAUGUAUUUUAAUAAUAUGGAAUUUUCGGUAUUAUAUUAUGCUUGCAUGUGUGCUAUUAUGUUUAUUAACCAGCAAAGCAAGUUAGCGAAGUAACCGUUAGGAUGAUUGUGAGGAAAUCAAUGUUCUCUUGAUGAAUAAAUUUGUCAUUUAAUUUUACAAAUCAACAUACAAUUUGAUGCCAAGUCGGUAUAUGUGUGUGGUAUAGCUUUGGAAUAGGGAAUAUUUAUGGGAAGGGACCACAAAACUGAAGGCAAGUGUGUAUUAGAAAUUUGUUUUAUGGUAAGAUGGGGAAAUUUAUUGGAGAAACUUCAAUGCUUUUUAUACAAAUGUGUAUGCACAGAAGAUGCAGUAUUUGUUUAAAUUUGGUUGAAUAUGUGGAAGGCAAUAAGGAUCUGGGUAAAGGUGAAAGGUUUCAUUCUUGGGAAAUGUGCCUAAUUUAAAAAUUUGUCUAACAUUAUGUGGAUAGUAUGCAUAGUAUGUGUAUACAGGACCGAUUACUCUGUGAGUAUGAAUGUGCCACUUCGUGUCCGUUGUGUGGGUUAUCAUUUGUCUCAAGUUCUGCUGGCUCUUCCAAUGUAACUUACGCACGAAGGGUCGUUGUUGUAUAAUGGCGUAUAAUAUGUAACCGAGGUAACCAUUUGAUAUGGUUAGGGUUAGGGUUAGGGAGUAGGCGUAUGCGACAUACUCGCCGACACCUCGGGUACUAUACUCGGGUACAUAUACGACAACGACCCCUUCAGCGUAACUUACAUGCAUGUAACUUAUGCAUGGUAACUUUACAGUACAUGCAGUUUCUUGCUUAAAUCCUAAAAUUAACAUUAUGUUUGCAAUAUUAUGUACUAUACAAAAAGCCAGUAACAAAAUCUCACUAAAA